CAAAACUAAUUUCAAAAACCAAACGGAGCCUUGAUUUUUCUUUUCCGAGGAAGAACAGGUCUAGCUGGAAACCCGAAGACCUCUGAAACAGGUGAAGUUAGGGUUUCACACCUAUGGCUUCUAAUCAGGAAACCGACGCUUCGGCCAACACUCCAUCCUCCCCGAAAAUCAUAUACAAGGAUCCAGAUGAUGGACGCCAACGGUUCUUGCUCGAACUUGAAUUUGUGCAGUGUCUUGCUAACCCCACCUACAUCCACUAUUUGGCUCAAAAUCGCUAUUUUGAAGAUGAAGCUUUCAUUGGCUACUUGAAAUACCUUCAAUAUUGGCAACGACCAGAGUACCUUAAGUUUAUAAUGUAUCCACAUUGCCUAUUCUUUCUUGAGCUUCUCCAAAAUGCAAAUUUCCGGAAUGCAAUGGCACAUCCUGGCAACAAGGAAUUGGCACACCGGCAACAAUUCUAUUUUUGGAAGAAUUACAGGAACAACCGCUUGAAGCAUAUUUUACCAAGGCCCCUUCCUGAACCUGUUGCUGCACCUCCAGCUUCUGUCCCACCUCCCAUACCACCUACAACUAUGCCUGUAUCUUCUGUCCCUCUACCUGGUUCUGCUUCUUCUCCGGCUCUAUCUCCUAUGCAGUAUGCCAUUCCCCCUGGGUCUGCUCUUGCAAAGAAUGAUCCAAGAAAUAGUGGGGUUGAUCGAAGAAAGAGAAAGAAAGAAGUAUGACUAGACUUGUCAUUUAUAAGGAAGUGAUAGAUAUUUCUCCAUUAGUUGAGAGGCAGUAUCAGUGCUUAAACCGGCUCCAUGUCCAUACUCGGUCAGUUAGCUGCAAUGGAGUUUCAAUUGCUAUUGUAUGAUGCUUGAUGACAUCAUAAUUCUUUUUGCAGAUCGAUUGCCUUGGUAGCUCAGCCUUCUGUGUAUGUGUAUAAUGGACACCUUGCAGCUAUUACAAUUGAAAAGAGAUCAAACCUCACCUUGAGAUUGCAGCAACCAUGUAUGCUUGCUUACUCUCUUUGGUUAAAGCGUAUUAUAUUCUUCCUUGCUUCAAUUACCAAUCCACCAUAAUUGUUGAUUCCCAGUUGUCAGCAAGGGUUGAAGCUGUUUUAGAGACAACUAUAGUUUUCUGUUUUUCUAUGCCGUCAUGUGGCUUAUCUCAUUUAUUCUCCUCCUUCAGGUUUUGUGCUGGAUUUUGAUCAUUUUACUGAAUUUAAGUACGCCCUGCUUUAGUUUUUCUUGAUGUAGAGCUAGUUUAAAAAUCUCUCUGAGCAUAUAGUUUCUAAAUUUUGGGAUGCCCUUCAAAAUGUAGCUUCUUGAUUUUUAUUUUCUGUCACCAGUGUUACUCAAAACAUGUCAACAUGGUGUAAGGAGAUGGUAAGCUGUAUGCUUAUGGGAAAUGAUAUCCUGAAUAGGGAAACUUUAUAUA
Molecule: messenger RNA, 1419 nt
Organism: Camellia sinensis
Lineage: Eukaryota; Viridiplantae; Streptophyta; Magnoliopsida; Ericales; Theaceae
Gene: MED31
Product: SOH1 family protein
Biological process (GO): regulation of DNA-templated transcription
Cellular component (GO): mediator complex
Molecular function (GO): transcription coregulator activity
Source: RefSeq, a predicted model, not a curated record